UUGAGCCGCUGAAAUAUUCCAAGCAUUUCUGACCGCUAGACUAGAGCUGCCUCAAUGGGAUAGCCUCUAUCGGGCUAUAAAUUACCUAACCUCCCUUCCCGUAUUUCUCUAGCCAGUUCACUAUCGAAGCUUGUUCCUCUCAUAUAAUUUGCCAACCAAGUUCAAAAUGAAGUUCAUCGCUGUUCUACUUCCGUUAACUGCCUGCGGUCUCGCAGCAGCCGUUGCUCUUGGAGACCCCAAUUCUGUGGACAAGCACAACCGCCUUUGGAAGAAGGACACUGCCUCGCAUGCCAACGUUGACGUUGUUGACAAAAACAACCGUCUCUGGAAGAAGGAGGCCAACGCCAACGUCGUUGACAAGCAUAACCGUUUGUGGUGAUACAGAACAAAAGGAAUUCACCUAUUAUACCGCUGUAUGGUAGCAAUCGAUGAUGGGAGAUUGUUGAUGAUGAAUCAUCUAUAUAGCGUAAAUGAGUAUUAUAUCAGCACCAAUAAUACCAUAUUCAACAU
Molecule: messenger RNA, 510 nt
Organism: [Torrubiella] hemipterigena
Lineage: Eukaryota; Fungi; Ascomycota; Sordariomycetes; Hypocreales; Clavicipitaceae
Source: the annotation of a GenBank genome assembly